This is a messenger RNA of Gekko japonicus, 1236 nucleotides long. It is a transcript of the gene L1CAM, whose product is annotated as L1 cell adhesion molecule. The transcript has 8 exons. The record is from RefSeq and is a predicted model, not a curated record. The annotation marks the transcript as partial. Lineage: Eukaryota; Metazoa; Chordata; Lepidosauria; Squamata; Gekkonidae. Gene Ontology annotation, molecular function: protein binding.
UACCUAGCCCCCCAGACGCUGUCACCAUGGAACUCCUCCCGGAUAUGACAGUGAACCUGCAGUGGAAGUGCCCCAAAUACCCCAACGGAGAAAUACUGAAAUAUGGACUGAAGUACCAUUUAGCCAACGAGACGGACGGAUAUCUCUCCAUUGACAUCCCGGAAAGUCAGCAUUCGUAUAACAUCGGCAGCCUGUUGCCCAACGCCGACUACAAGUUCUAUUUGUGGGCAUCAACAAAAGUGGGGCCUGGGGAGUCCUAUAUCUUUGAGGGGAGCACAGUGCCAGAAUCAGUGCUGCUGUCCUUUGAGAAUAUCACCACUGACGUGGGGGAGAACUACACCAUCAUCAGGUGGCUUCCACAAGUAAAACGACGAGAUGUAGAGUUUUCAGUCGACGUUAUGGAGAAGACCGACUCCGCGCAGCAGGCGGGCUUCGCUUCACAAGGUUGGUUCAUCGGCUUUGUCAGUGCCAUCGUCCUCCUGAUCCUGGUCCUGGUGCUCCUCUGCUUCAUCAAGCGCAGCAAGGGUGGCAAGUACUCGGUUAAAGACAAGGAAGAUACGCAGGUGGAUUCUGAGGCCCGGCCAAUGAAGGAUGAGACUUUCGGGGAAUACAGAUCCUUGGAGAGUUCAUCCAUGCUUAGAAUUAGUGACAAUGAAGAGAAGCCCUUCACAAGCAGCCAGCCCUCUUUGAACGGCGACAUCAAAGCCCUCGGAAGCGACGACAGCCUGGCGGACUACGGGGGAAGUGUGGACGUCCAGUUCAACGAGGACGGCUCCUUCAUCGGCCAGUACAGCGGUCAGAAAAGCAAAGAAGGAGGUGGAAACGACAGCUCGGGCGCUACCAGCCCCACUAAUGUGGCUGCAGCCCUGGAGUAAGAGGGGGCGUUUCCACAAAGUAUGCCCCCCCAAUCCGGGGGGAAGAGGAUUUCCCUCUGGAUUAUUUGGGGGAGCAAAGACGUAAAAAAAACCCCAACCCCCAACAAGGGAAACGAAACAACUUCCUCAUUCGAAAAAUCAUCUCCCUUAAACAGAAACGGUAAAUGGGGUGGACUCACCCCUUUGUUUACUAAUCAACCCCUCCUCCAAAAAUCAGGGAGGGUCAGAAAAUCAGGGGAUCCCCCCCCCCAAAAUUAUCCACCCUACCCGAGAAAAGUCAAUCUCUCAUUUCCGCCCUUCCCCACCCCAAAAAAAGAUGUCCUCAGCCAAAAUAUGUAUGUGUGCGGCGAGGAAGGAGGAG